GAGGCGCUGGGGGAAUCCAGACUCGUCCCGAAUCGGGCUGUUAAGGAACCGGAAAGCAAGAAGCCUCGGGACUGGAGAAAGUCCCUGACCCCGCUGGCCUUUACUUUUUAAAAUUUGUUCUAGUCAACCAUUCAGCGAUUUUUGAGCAAAAAAGAUUCUCUGGCCUGCAGCGUGAUUUUGGCUUGAUGUGAAAAGAUUAAGGGACCACCCGAGUGGAACAACUCGAACUGGGGAUCAAUGCAAAUGUAAGAGGAAUUUAUUGUUCCAACGCAUUGGGGUCAUCUUCGCCUGAAGGGAGAGAGGUGGUGACCCUGGGCAGCCUGCCUGAAAUUAUGAGUCGAGGAUCUCAACUUCACAUUUUUUGGGGUGCUCCAGUUGCUCCACUGAAAACAACAGUAUCACAGGGAACUGCCGCUGCCAACACAUGGGAAAAAGUCCGACUCUUUCACAAACAGCAUUCUUGGUAUCUGAAGACUGGAAAUCAGGAGUAUAAAAAUCUGGGAGAUUGUCAAGUCCCUGAAGGUCCUGGCCCUCCAGGCUUUCUUAGUGGUCAUCUUUUAACAACUAAUGUGAGUGGAUCUGUUCAGGCGGAAGAAGACUUUAAACAUUCUACUUCUGAAGCACAGAGUGAAAAGUCCCAGUUCAACCUGAGUGAUAGGACUAGUGUACAAAUAUGUGGACUUAUGGACAGAGUUCAGCAUUUACCUGAAGAAGAAAAAUAUCAAAAGCUUCGAUGUGAAAAUAAGAAAAUUAUAGAUGAACAGUCUAAAAAUCAGUCAGAUCCUUGUGUUCGGAACUUCCAAAGAGAUUUGUUUGAGUUAGACCGUAAGUGUGCAGCUGAACUGGAUCUGAGCUGUCGUACUGGACAGAUGAGUCCAGGGCCAAAGCCUGUGACAACAAAGCCAGAGUCGACAGGAAAUCAUGAACGACUGAGUCAGGAGAGCUUUUCCUCUGACACAAAGUGUGGACCACAGUAUGAGAGAGCAGUCGAAAAGGCCUCAGACCAGAGACUAUCUACUGACACUGAAUUUCUCAGUGUGAUGACCUCCAGCCAGCGUGCUUUUUUUCUAGCUGAAGGGAAUGAUAAAGGUCAAGACUGUAUAAAUAAGAGGACUGUAAACAUGGAGACAGAACCCACAGGAAGCCAGAGAGUCAGACUAACUGAAGGGGAUUUUAGUAAGUCUGGUGGAGAUUUGGAAGAAGGAUCUGAAAAUGAACAAAGCCAAGUAUAUUCCCUGGAACUUUUUAGUCCCGUUUGUCCUGAAUCAGAAAGCAGUCACAUUCACAUAAACCCUGGAAAAAGUCUUGGAAAUACAAGCUCUCAAGGACUGUUCAGUAAUGAAGAAAACCUGCCACCAAAUGAGGUACGCACUGAGUUGUGUAGCUCAGGAAUGUUGUGUCCCCACCUAAGCCGCUCCCAUCAGAGUACCACUGAAAGGAGCCGGUGCUCUAAAGACAAUUCCCACCAUUCUGAAGCUCUUUCUGAAGUCCGUCAGGUGUCCAAGAAGCCAAGGACAGACUCUAAUAUAAGAGAGGCCGCCAAAAGAGUGCCCCAGAGGAUCAUGUCUGAAUUUAAGGACAGUAAAAAAAUAUCAUUAAUAAAAAAUUGUGAUUCUAAAAAUCAGAAGUAUAACUGCUUAGUUAUGGUGCUAACCCCAUGUCAUGUGAAGGAAAUAAAUGUCAAAUCUGGACCAAAUUCUGGUUCUAAAGUGCCAUUAGCAACGAUUGUAGUAAUUGAUCAGUCAGAAAUUAAGAAGAGAGUUGUUCUGUGGAGGACUGCAGCGUUUUGGGCACUUACAGUGUUUCUUGGUGAUAUAAUUUUACUUACAGAUGUUGUUGUUUAUGAGGAUCAGUGGAUUGGUGAGACAGUACUCCAAUCAACAGUCACCAGUCAGUUACUGAAUCUUGGAAGUUAUUCACAUAUCCAGCCUGAAAAAUAUGCCAAUGUAAUUGCCAAUGUUAUACUUCAGGACUUACUGGCAUAUGUAUCUUCAAAACAUUCCUACCUCAAAGAUCUGCCUCAGAGGCAGCCUCAGAAUAUAAACACUGUCGAGUUUGUGGAAUUGGAGCAUUUGCAGCCUGAUACAUUAGUCCAUGCAAUACUCAGAAUAGUGGAUGUCACUGUAUUGACAGAGGCAUUAUAUAGUUAUAGAGGACAGAAGCAAAGAAAAGUUGUGUUAACAGUGGAACAGGCUCAAGAUCAACAUUAUGUGCUUGUUUUAUGGGGUCCUGGAGCAGCCUGGUAUACUCAGCUUCAAAGGAAAAAAGAUUGUAUUUGGGAAUUUAAGUACCUUUUUGUUCAGCGGAACUACAUACUAGAAAACUUAGAAUUACAUACAACACUGUGGUCCUCCUGUGAAUGCCUUUUUGAUGAUGAUACAAGAGCAAUUUCAUUUAAAGCAAAAUUUCAAAAAAGUACAUCCUCCUUUGUCAAGAUAUCAAACUUAGCAGCUCACCUAAAGGAGAAGUAUUCAGGAGUGGUUCUGAUUAAAGCCAAGGUUUCAGAGCUGGUGUUUUCUACUGCAGCAGCUCAGAAGAUAGCUCUGAAUGCUCGCAGUACUCUGAAGAGCAUCUUCUCAUCUCUUCCCAAUAUUAUAUACGCUGGCUGUGCACACUGUGGGUCAGAACUAGAGACCGAUGAAAACAGGAUCUACAGACAGUGUCUGAGCUGCUUGCCAUUUGUUGGGAAAAAAAUGUUCUAUAGGUCAGCUUUAAUGACCAUAGUUGAUGGAAGACAUAAUACUUGUGUCCAUGUUGGGUCAAAGUUGAUGGAGCAGAUUCUUCUCAACAUUUCUCCAGAUUGCCUCAACAGAGUGAUAGUGCCAUCCUCCGAGGUCACCUACGGCAUGGUCGCUGCAGACCUGCUCCACUCCUUGCUGGCAGUCAGUGCAGAACCUUGUGUGCUGAAGAUCCAGAGCCUUUUCGAGUUGGAUGAAAACAGCUUCCCACUGCAACAGGAUUUCUCCCUACUAGAUUUCUGUCCUGACUCCUGUACAAGGUGGAGUCCAGGACUGUCUCUAAGGGCAGAGGACACAGGAGGCACUCCUGGGAAGGAGUGAUGAAGCAAUCUGUCUUUUGAAGAUGUAUUCAUUUUUAUUAUAUGUAUAUAAGUGUUUUGCUUGUGUAUGUCUGUGUACGAUGUAUGUACCUGGUGCUCACAGAGGCCAGAGGAGGGUGCUAGAUCCCCUGGGACUAGAGUAAUAGGUCGUUGUGAGCCGCCAUUUAGAUUUUGAGAAACUGCUCUUAACUGCUGAGCCCUCUAACCCUACUUGAAAUGAACUGACAUGGAUUUUGCUUAGAGCUUUUUAAAAUAAGUAAUUUAUUAGCAUAAUUUAAUUGUGCUAAAUACAUGAAUUAUUUUUAAAGAAA
Apodemus sylvaticus (European woodmouse) is the source of this 3369-nucleotide messenger RNA. RefSeq names its product shieldin complex subunit 2 (gene Shld2). The transcript is spliced from 11 exons. Gene Ontology annotation, biological process: regulation of double-strand break repair via homologous recombination. Lineage: Eukaryota; Metazoa; Chordata; Mammalia; Rodentia; Muridae. The record is from RefSeq and is a predicted model, not a curated record. The coding region runs from base 333 to 3059 and encodes 908 amino acids. Gene Ontology annotation, cellular component: nucleus; site of double-strand break.